Psammomys obesus (fat sand rat) is the source of this 3333-nucleotide messenger RNA. RefSeq names its product raftlin family member 2 (gene Rftn2). The transcript is spliced from 9 exons. The record is from RefSeq and is a predicted model, not a curated record. Bases 555 to 2060 code for a protein of 501 amino acids. NCBI's taxonomy places the organism in Eukaryota, Metazoa, Chordata, Mammalia, Rodentia, Muridae.
CUCUCCUCCUCCCUUUAGCUUCCUUGGGAGAAGCAGGGAAGAGAGCUCCAGCACGGGACAGAGCAGAGCAAACAGAAAGAACCGCAUCACUCUGACUGACUCUGUCUUACAUCUGAAGAUAAUCACACCCGAGUUACAUUUUGCCUUUAAUUCCAUUUCUGGACACCUCUCUUCCAUCCAGCCACUGGGUGAGACAAAGCCUGUCGGUGCCCUGAGCCGCAGAACUCUGGUAGGGGCGCUGCCUGUACAUUGACGUGGCAUGGAAAUCCUCCGCUAAGUUGCAGCCGCUUUCCAGGAGCCUCCUGGAAGCUGGAGCCCAGCCUCCCGGAGCUCGAGCUAAACCACGGGCUCAGUGACCUCGCAGAAGAAUGGAUGAAGUCCCCAGCUCCAGUCCUCCGACCCGCCGCCUGCUUCCCGGCUAUCUAUCAUUUCGCUGAAAACCAAAUCAAAGAAGUUCAGUCUAAACUUUGUUUCCUCGCAGCUUGAACAACAGAAUUGGCUGCUCUCGCUCCUCUCGCUCUUUCCAGCACUCUUAACUCCUUGCAGACUUUGCCAUGGGGUGCGGACUUAGGAAGCUAGAAGACCCCGAUGAAAGCAGCCCUGGAAAAAUAUUUUCUACCCUGAAGAGACCGCAAGUGGAAACAAAGACAGAAUUUGCUUAUGAAUAUGCACUGCUGGAUUUUACUUUACAAGCUUCAACAAACCCAGAAGUCAUCAAGAUAAAUUCAGUUCUGGAUAUAGUUGCCAAAGUGGAAGACUAUUAUCUCAAGGGCUUUGUUGUUGGGGCCAUUCACCCAGUUAUCCAGCCUGUGGGGCAGCAAAAACACCUCCCGGCAAGUCACCUCUACAGGGCGGUGCUGUCGCGCCGGAAAUUAAGCCCCAAGCAUUCGGCAGCAGCAGUUGGACAGAGGCGUGCAAGACUUGUGAUGGAGGAGUGUCCACCUGCUUACGAGACACAAGCAAACGACGCAGCGAAGGAACUCAUCGAAAAGAUUAAUGCUGCUGCUAGAAGAGGAAUGAAAUUUGUUGGGUUCGUAUCACAGUAUUGCUUGCCAUCCAAGCACUGUAAUGGAGCCAGCCAUGAUGGGGUUGCAGAGUCGGGCCUGCGAGUGAGACACGGUUCACAAGACAACUGCAAAAGCUGGAAUGAGGGAGCCUUCAGUGGACACUGCUCUGAGAGUGGCGUGGAGGAGGAACCUCAGCAUGAAAGCGGGCAGCAUCCAGCAGAAGGAAAUAGCAGCGCCGGCUGCUCUAAACCAGAGUGGGGAGAAGUCCCAGAUAACAAGCUGUACAUGGUCUUCAAUGCUUUUGACGAGGAUGCAGCCUGCUGGACCUAUCAGGAAGGCAUCCUGUCCAUGAAGGUGACACGGAAAGGAGCAGCCGUCAGCACACUUGAUGCCAAUUGGCUAGAGUUAACGACAUUUUAUUAUAAGCAAGGCUUGUCUUUAAUUGACUCUCUUGUAUGCUGGGAGACACCUAAAGGGGACCAUUCGCCGAAAUCUUUGGAAGGGUUUUUUAUCUAUGAAGAAGAAGGUUGUGGAGUCCCAGGUUCUAACAGGAAGGGAAACGAUGCCAUUGUGGUGGAACAGUGGACCAUCAUUGAGGGCUGUGAAGUCAAAACAGACUAUGGCCCGCUGCUGCACACGCUGGCUGAGUUCGGGUGGCUUCUGACAAGCGUGUUGCCCACACCUAUACUGAGACAUGACAGUGAAGGGAAUUUGGCUACAAAGCAGGUCGUAUUUCUCCAAAGGCCAGUUACGUGGAGUUCAGCUGCUCAGACCCCAGAAAGGAAAGCCAGCCGGCUGCUGAAGGGCGAGGACAGGAACAAGGUAGGCAGCCGGAGCAUCAGCCUGGACACAAGGGUGGCCCAACCCGAAGGAGGCCAAGCCCCUCUUGAGGAGGGCCCCCUCACUCCCUCCAGAGAGUGUUGGACCAAAGAGGAGCGGCCUGCACCAAGUGACGGCUUUUCGGGGUUCAGCAGCAGCGACAGCGUCCUCCGGGAACUGGAUGAUGGACAGUUUGACCAGGAAGAAGGUGUGACGCAGGUCACCUGCAUGUGAGCUGCAGGCCUUGGCGUUAGAAAGGCUUGUAAAUAGACACUAAAGUGACUGCUGCCUGAUUUGAUUUCACUACUACUAUCUACAUUUAUGUAACGUUUCUAAUUUCCAGGCUCAGCCUCCCCCUAAUUUAUGUAAAUUUUGACUCAACCCCUCAGACAAGGAAGAAUGACAACUGUUUAUCAAUGCAAAAGCAUGCUUGCAUUUCUCUCAGCCAAACUUAAUCUGCGUAAACAGAUGUCCCUUCUGGUCAUUAAGCGACAACCUGGUUCACUUCCCCAGUAAUGGACAAAAUAACUCCUGUUGAAAAGACUGAGUACCACAACCAUCAUCUCAACCGUUAGAGCCUUCUCAGGAAGCUACAGACUCACUUCAACUGAAAAAUAUUUUCUCCCUCCCUGUCUUUAGCCCUCCUCCCAUACACACAGACAAGUGAAAAUAUCCAUUCCCCGCCUGUAACAACCAACCUAAUUUUUGCCUCUAACUGUUGUAUGUACAUACAAAGCAAGCCACGUUUGACAAAAGCCUUCAAAAAAAAAAAUUCUUUCUUUCGUCUUUUCUUUCAAAGGGCCAUGGUACGGCCAGCCCCUCGGUGAAUCGUUAACUUUGGCUUUGGGCUCCACAAGCACUUGCACCACAAAUAGGAAAAUUAAUUUUUAAAAAAGUCAGUUGAAGGAGCCCACAAUCUCAGUGUGUCAAAGCCAUGUCAUCUACAGCAAGCAUGGUGGCACGCCUUUAAUCCCAGCACCUGGCAGGCAGAGGCAGGUGAAUCUCUGCGAGUUCUAGGACAGCCAGGGCUACACAGUGAAACUCCGUCUCAAAAAUACAACCAACACGAUUUGACUUUCUUUCUUCAAACUUGCAAAUAGCUUUGAGGAGAACAAAUAGCGUCCUCAGGUGGAAGUGUGCCUUCUACAGCCGUUAGGUUCACAUCAUGCUUCGUCUUGACCUGUUACAACUGGAAAAACGUUGCACCCCAGAACUCUGUCCUGCAGGAGUGGAGCGGGGCUCACGGCCCACGCAGUGAUUCCAACCCUGUCCUAGCCUGUGGCCACCCUCCCCCCGGAGGCCUCUAUCUAGCCCAGGCUUUAUCAGGUGAAGAUGAAUCUACAGAAUGGGGGACUUUUAUGGACAUGUGAAAGGCUGAGCUCCAAGAUAACUGCAGUUGACUGGGGCGCUAAGCAAUUCACAGACUGUAUUUUUAUCAGCUUGAUGUUGAUAUUGUGACUCAUUGGAAUAAUAAACUGUCAUUUGUUAUUUGGCUUCUGUCUCGGUU